Molecule: messenger RNA, 506 nt
Organism: Spinacia oleracea (spinach)
Lineage: Eukaryota; Viridiplantae; Streptophyta; Magnoliopsida; Caryophyllales; Amaranthaceae
Exons: 4
Coding region: 2-409 (135 amino acids)
Molecular function (GO): protein binding
Source: RefSeq, a predicted model, not a curated record
AAUGUUCCUGGGUGACAGCGAUGGUGAAGGCAUAAGUCUGGUGCUGUAUUUCAAGCUAUCUGACAAAAUCGACCAAGAAAUUCCAUCAGACUUCAUAGACAGCAUCAAGAUGGUGCAAACUCCUCUUCGUGUUGCUGCUGGCUACAAUGAUGUUGAGAUUGUUGAAGUUUUGCUGAAAUGGAUGGGAUUGGAGAAGGUUGAGCCGGAAGCAAGGAAUAUGUCUGGGGAGACUCCAUUACACAUGGCCGUGAGAAGAAUGACUGCAAUGAAGUUGUUAAGCUGCUUCUUUCUCAUGGUACUUCUGUGGAGGCCAAGGCUAAUGUUAUUUUCACUGAUGAUUCGAGAUAUCGACAGCAAGGAUAAACAUCUAGAAGAAAGUUGUACAGGAAGUUCUGAAGAAAAUAGCUGAUGGGUGGCGUACCAACUCUAAGGAAGCAACAGGUUUCUGCUUACGGCGUAGUAGCUGAAUUGUUGGAGCAAUACCCGGUUGAUGGAAAUUUUACCUU